AUGUAUCACACUCAAGGCGCUCACUCCAUUAUAAUGACAAAGUUAUACCCCUUAACUUACUUGAAGGGAAAUAAAAUUUUAUUCCGAAACCCUAAACAGUACUAUAAUUAUGGAACAACAAAAGGGGUGAUGACUCCACAAAGUCUUUGCCAUCAUUUUAGAAGACACAGAUGUGCAGAGACGGUAUAUUCAUUUUAUUAUGAGAAUUUCUCAACACUAGAAAGGAAUAAUAACCCGUCUGAAGGCCAAAAUGAAGACCAGGAGGGUAAGUGCCAUAAGCGCGAUUCUUUGAGCACAAGUGGAAAGGAGCAGGGGAGGGUAAGGGAAGCAAACAAUACGGAGGAAGCAAUAAAUGGAACUAUGGAGGAAAGACACAACGAGCCAAUCUCGACAGAUGAUGUAUUCCAAGAAUUUGGAUACAAAUAUGAAAAGCACGAACCAACCAUGUUUGGUGAUUGGGCCCAUAAAUGCAGAGUCACAGAUUUUUAG
Plasmodium fragile is the source of this 489-nucleotide messenger RNA. RefSeq lists its product as uncharacterized. The transcript has a single exon. The record is from RefSeq and is a predicted model, not a curated record. Lineage: Eukaryota; Apicomplexa; Aconoidasida; Haemosporida; Plasmodiidae. The coding region runs from base 1 to 489 and encodes 162 amino acids.